AUGCAUGCCGCCGGGAAGGACCCGCUCACUUGGAGCUUUGUAAAGCUGUUUGGUGUCCAGAUACGCUGCGACUUGCACGAAUUUGAGGGGAUGCCCGCCAGCCACGCAUGGCGGUGGAAGAGCAAGGGAAUUUGGCGCACACGUCUACAGACCAAAGCUCAGUGUUGCGGUGUUGUCACAUCCAUAUUAAUGCGAUCCGAUCGAGCGGAAUUGUUGGUAGACGACGGUACGGCGCCUGUCAAGGCAGUAUUGUGGGGAGAGGGCAUCCACAUUGAAGUGGCACUUGGUGACCUUAUACGCAUUGAAGGAAAACUGAACAUGGAUAAGAACUGGGACGCAGCUGAAUUAUCCCGGGAGCUCCGUAUUCUUCGGAUAUAUAAGCUGAGAGACCCCGAUGAGGAACUUUUGCAUUGGGCUCAGGCGAUGGAACUUGAGCAGGCGUACUACUCUGCUGAAGACAAUUACUUCAAGAUUCCUGCUGAAGCCAAUCAAAACGCCCGUUCUAAAACCCAAUGGGAGGCUAUUGCUGCUGAAGCAUUUUUUAGUCUCAGCGUCGAUCCUGGCAAAAAGCAACAAUUUCUAGAACAGCGCGAUUGUGAUCUUCACGAUGAUACACUAUUAGAAAUUCUUGAUGUAAUUUUGCACCAACAGAAAACAUGCGGCGCCGUCGAAGCUACCAAAUUACGCUUUAGUGACCUCCUUUUUACAAAUGGCGAAGCUGCAUUAGUUAAUAAAAACAGUAGAAUUCGAGCAUUACAACAUGUUUUUCGUAAGCUACGACGCGCUGGUCUACUAUUUUUGGAGGACAAUAGAGCCGAUCAGUACAUUUUGCUGAGUUUUGAGUUUGUUCUGAAGCCAGCACUUUUGGAGUUACUGCGAGGUCACCCCCUGGGUCGUUCAAUUCCUGAAAUCGCAGCCGCGAUUUGGCAUCAGGAACGAUUCAAAUGUAUUCCACUGGAAUGGAUUGAGACUAGCAUCGAGGUCCUUGUUGCAUCUCAAAUGAUUAUUCAGGGAGAAGAUUUCCAAUUAUAUUUUGUGAAGUAA
Molecule: messenger RNA, 1044 nt
Organism: Plasmopara halstedii
Lineage: Eukaryota; Oomycota; Peronosporomycetes; Peronosporales; Peronosporaceae
Product: Nucleic acid-binding, OB-fold
Exons: 6
Coding region: 1-1044 (347 amino acids)
Source: RefSeq, a predicted model, not a curated record